AUGACCGAGAUUGCCAACAUCACGCCGACACUGACCCCGCAUCUCGUCUGCGACGGCGCGGCCGACGCGAUCGCAUUCUACAGGCAGGCGUUCGGCGCCGAGGAGCUGAUGCGCAUCCCGGGCGAAGACGGCAGGCUCAUGCACGCCGCCAUCGCGAUCAACGGCGCGAUGGUGAUGCUGAUGGACGAGAUGAAGGACAUGGGUGUGCUCUCGCCGACGUCCCUCGGCGGAUCGCCGGUCACGCUGCACAUCCACGCGGCCGAUGCCGACGCCGCGAUCGCCAAGGCCGAAGCGGCCGGCGCGACGGUGGUCAUGCCCGCGUCCGACAUGUUCUGGGCGACCGCUACGGCGUGGUGA
This is a messenger RNA of Ooceraea biroi (clonal raider ant), 357 nucleotides long. RefSeq lists its product as uncharacterized. NCBI's taxonomy places the organism in Eukaryota, Metazoa, Arthropoda, Insecta, Hymenoptera, Formicidae. The record is from RefSeq and is a predicted model, not a curated record.